Molecule: messenger RNA, 5113 nt
Organism: Bactrocera dorsalis (oriental fruit fly)
Lineage: Eukaryota; Metazoa; Arthropoda; Insecta; Diptera; Tephritidae
Product: sodium/calcium exchanger 3
Exons: 9
Coding region: 1598-4924 (1108 amino acids)
Biological process (GO): sodium ion transmembrane transport; calcium ion import across plasma membrane; cell communication
Cellular component (GO): postsynapse; axon; sarcolemma
Molecular function (GO): calcium:sodium antiporter activity
Source: RefSeq, a predicted model, not a curated record
GUGAACUUAAUCGUUGAGCAAACUUAUUUUUGUUCAAACCAGGAUCGGUGGUUAGAUUUUGUGAGCCCGCAAACUAAGAUCUUUCCGCAAAAUCGUUCAUAAAGUGGAUAGCUUAGCUUCAGUUGUGGCCUCCGAUGUCGGACGAACUUAUUCGGAUCUUCUUCGAUCUAUAGCAGCAAUAGCGCAUUAGGAGCGCAAAAUACUGAGGAUGCGAUGCAUUAUCUACUACAGUAAAUGUAGUUUGAUUAUUGUGUAAGUUACUCGUAACACCGAGUCGUCUGAAUGUCGAUCGAAUAUUGGACGCAACACGCGAUGCGUCUCGCGAACCGAACCAUUAUUUUGGUAAUAAAUUUCCACGAUUUGCAAACGCUGUUCCCGAAGUAAUCUGUAUAUUGUAAAAUGACAAACCAAACUGAAUAUAAAUCAAGCAACAACUGUCAAUAUGACUAACUCCGAAAAAAUCAUUGUUCCAUUGAAAACCACACCACCACGUCUAAGAACCACCCUUUACCAUAAACAUGCAGAAUGGAUUAGGUGCGAGAGUGAGGGUCAAGUUUGCUAGGUUUUUGAAAAUGUCUAAAAAUUUCUGCAAGAGGCUAACAUCUGGGGAAGUGUGGUUAAAGGAAUAAUAUGCUGUUGCGCAUGGUUACUACCAGUCAUCUUUUUAGAAACCAAAACUGGGAUCAUCUUAAUCGCCUAGUCGAUAUGGCAACGAUUUUCAAAUAGUUUAGUAGGCUAGCCAGUGAGUAGAGUCAAGAAAAUUCGGGUUAUUUUUUCAUCAAGAAAUUAGUUGGUUAAGUAAUCAAAGUUCAAUUUUUUCCAGAAAAUGAGGAUUAUUUCUUUAUUCAUCAAGCAAUUACUCGGACAGGUUUAGGAAUAAAAAAGUUUGAAGUUAAUUGAAAAUUCUAAAAUUUGCUAUGAUUCUAAGCUAUAUUCUCCCACAUUUGGCAACUUAGGGGGGGAUUUCAAAUCCAAUUCACUUAUCCAUUAGCAAAUCCAAUACAUUUUAAUCAAACACAUUCAAAUUAUGGCAUAAGAAUAUUCUUGGAAAUAGUUCAGAAUAUGUUUCCGUUGAUUCCGGCUGUGCCGAUUUACACUAAAGUGCUCUCUAAACUUUCAAAAACUCAAACCUUUGAAAAGUCAAAAGUUACAUAUGUAAAAAAGAAGCUCAUUGCUCGAAUAUAUUUUUUGUCUUUUAAAAAGAAAAAUUUGCUAACAAAAACUAUUUUUAGUGUUUUUCGAAGUGUAUCUAACUGUAUUUUAAAUAUACCCAAUCCUGUUUAUAUGGAUUGCAUGCGAGUUAACUAAAGGAUGUGUCACAAAGUCUGCAGCGAAAAAAAUUCGACAAUUUCAAAGAAGUGAAAUCAAAAAAAUCAAAUUCAAAUUUAAAUUUACAGAAAGUGAAACAUAUUGUUCACAGCAAAUCAAUUGCGAAUGUCAACAAAAGCCAAAAAAAAAAUAAUGAAGUGCUGUUAGAGUCACAUAACGUCCAACAUUACACAUCUAAGUUCAGUGAUAUCAGCGUUUUCAAAAGACUGCUUUCAAAACCAAAAAGUAUUCAAUAAUAUUUAAUGAAUUGCUCGAUAAAGAAAUUGAAAUGAAAAGAAAACUUUUAGCCAAGAAUCACAAAUUGAAUUUGUCAGCGAAGUUCGUUAGUUUGCUCGGUCUAUUAUUUUUACUUAUUUGCAUGGCAUCCAGUGACAAUGAUGUUCAAACAUUUCCCGCGCGAAAAAAACCAAAUGUACACACAUUUCCCGCUCCAAAACCGCCGCCAGAAGAAACAACAACACCAGCACCGGUGACUUCUACGAGUACAGAGGUUCCAGAAAUUCCGAGGGCUCCUAAAGAUAAGAAGAGAAAAGGAUUUCAGAUUGCUCAACCAAAGGAAAAGUCGCUUCCAGAUCAAAUAAAACCCAGACUAACACCUACAUACACUUCUACGAGUACAGAGGUUCCAGAAAUUCCAGAUGUUGAACCCACGCCAAAACCGCCGCCAGAAGAAACAACCACACCAGCACCGGUGACUUCUACGAGUACAAAGGUUCCAGAAAUUCCAGAUGUUGAACCCACGCCAAAACCGCCGCCAGAAGAAACAACCACACCAGCACCGGUGACUUCUACGAGUACAGAGGUUCCAGAAAUUCCGGAGGCUUCUAAAGAUAAGAAGAGAAAAGGAUUUCAGAUUGUUCAACCAACGGAAAACUCGCUUCCAGAUCAAAUAGAACCUACAUUAACACCUACAGAGGAGCCAAGGUCGAUUGUACCUCCUGUGUCCAAACGUACAAUAGCAGACCAAAAUGUACGAGAUAAGAAUGAAAGUCAUAAUGAUUUGAUAUGCAAGGACGGUCUCAUCUUACGAGCUUGGCGUCCCUUGACGGGCAUAUCACAAGUAGAACGUAUACUACGAGGCAUAAUUUACUUUCUUGUAAUGGUUUAUUUAUUUAUUGGUGUGGCCAUUGUAUCGGAUCGAUUUAUGGAGGGCAUUGAGGUGAUCACAUCCAGUGAGAGACGUGUAAACGUACUCAAUAAAAAUGGCCAGAGAGAAACCAUAACGGUACAUGUAUGGAAUGAAACCGUCGCUAAUUUGACAUUAAUGGCUUUAGGAUCGAGUGCACCAGAAAUUUUGCUUUCCAUAAUCGAAAUGUUUCAGAAGAACUUUGAAGCUGGCGACUUAGGUCCAGGUACGAUCGUCGGCUCGGCAGCAUAUAACUUAUUUGUCAUUAUUGGCAUUUGUAUAGUUGUCAUACCGAAAGGUCAAGUGCGCAGAAUACAACACUUUCGCGUAUUUGUGGUGACAGCUUCUUGGUCGGUAUUUGCCUACGUGUGGAUGUGCAUCAUAACAAAGUAUAUAACACCGAACGUUAUCGACAUAUGGGAGGCUUUAGUAACAUUGAUAUCCUUUCCGAUUUUCGUUUAUCAUUCCUACAUCACGGAACGACGUCUCUUCUGUCCGAAAUGUUACAAAGGUGAUGCCUAUCAACGAGGCGUUGCUAUGAGCUCCAUAGAAUCGCCGGAUCGUGAGUCGGAACCAAUACGUUCGAGUAUUAAAGAUUUAAUUGAGACGCCAGAAAUGCGUGAAUUCGAGGAACAACGCCGUGAAUACAUCACUAAGCUAAAGGAAUUAUAUCGCAGAUAUCCCCAAUAUGAUUUGGAAAAGAUUCAGGCAAUGGCACAAGAGCAUCUAAUACGCGAGAGUACGAAGUCGAGAGCUUUCUAUCGCGUACAUUCGGGACGUCGCCUAACUGGUGCCGGUGGUGUGUUGAGAAAAGCACGUGAUUAUGCAGCUGUGGAAAUCGGUCAAGCAAAGGCCGUAUAUCGCAUGCAAGUGGAAGAGGAGGAACCAGAGAUUGAUGAUGAGAUUGAGACACGUUUAUAUUUCGAACCCGGUCAUUAUACAGUCUUGGAAAGUGUUGGCGAUGUAGAGCUGCACGUGAUUCGUGCUGGUAGUUUAGCGAAUUUCACCAAAGUCGAAUACUACACCGAAGAUGGCACAGCCGAAGCCGGUUCGGAUUACAUACCCGUAAGUGGUGUACUUGAAUUUCCACCGGGCAUUGAAGAGCAAAUCAUUAAAAUCACGAUUGUUGAUGACGAUGUUUUCGAAGAAGACGAACAUUUUUAUGUGCAUCUCAGGAAACCCAGCGAUGAUGCUGUACUCAUCACGCCCAAAGUAGCGACCGUCAUGAUUUUGGACGAUGAUCAUUGUGGCAUUUUCGAAUUCAAAGAGAAAGAACAUAUCAUACCCGAAAAUGUGGGCAUCUACGAAGUGAAAGUGAAACGUUAUUCGGGCGUACGCUGCAAAAUCAUUUUACCUUAUUACACCAAAGCGAAAACAGCCACAUCGGGCAAGGAAUAUAUGGAUGUGAAAGGAGAACUGAUAUUUGAUAAUGGUGUGUAUGAGCUUUCUAUAGAAAUUGAAAUCAUUGAAGAGCAUAGCUUUGAAAAGAAUGUAACCUUCGAAGUGCAUCUUGGUCAACCAAGAGUAUCGGAAGAUGAUCCACUCCUACUUCGAAUACGAGAGGUUCAACAAAAACCUGACGUCGAGAGAACUUUUAGAGAUAAUAUUCUUUUGGCCGGUCUACCGAAAUUGGCUGACACAACAAAAGUACUGUGUCGCAUUGUAGAAAGUGAAGAAUUCAAACAAACGGUUAACAAGCUGGUGCAAACAGCGAAUGCCUCAAAGUUGAUUGGCACCACCUCGUGGAAGGAGCAAUUUUUGGACGCCAUGACAGUUUCAGGUGGUGGAGGACUUGACGUGGAAGAUGCUGAUGAUGAUAUUGAAUAUGAGGAGGAUGAGGACGACGACGAUACUGGUCCCAGCGGUUGCGAGUAUUUUAUGCAUUUUUUAUCGAUUUUUUGGAAAAUUUGCUUUUCUAUAAUACCGCCAGCAAAAAUCUGUAAUGGAUAUCCGUGUUUCUUCAUCUCGAUCAUCCUGAUAGCAAUUUGUACUGCCGUUCUCACGGAUGUUUCAUCGCACUUCGGUUGUACAUUGGGUGUACUAGACUCGGUUACAGCAAUUUGUUUAGUGGCAUUAGGCACCAGUUUACCAGAUACAUUCGCCAGCAAAGUGGCCGCCAUACAUGACAAAACCGCCGACAAUGCUAUUGGCAAUGUCACGGGCAGUAAUGCGGUAAAUGUGUUUCUUGGAAUCGGUAUAGCAUGGUCUAUGGCAGCCAUAUAUCACGCCGUGCACGGAUCUAUAUUUUAUGUACCUGUGGGAUCUUUGCUCUUUUCAACGGUGCUCUAUCUCUGUGAAGCCGUUAUCGGGUUCGGGAUAAUAGUCUAUCGUCGCAAGGCAUCCAUUGGCGGAGAGCUUGGCGGUCCAGUGGGAAUUAAGUGGUUGCAUGGCAUUAUAUUAUUUGCACUUUGGUUUAUUUAUCUAGCGAUUAGCACAUUGGAGGCAUACGGCAUUAUUUCAGGCUUCUAAAAAGGUCGCAUUAAAUUCCAAUAAACAUACAGACGCACUACAUAUAUAAUAUAACCUAACUUUGUACAUAAAAACUUUGUACUGUUAACAAAAAUAAGAUUUUUUAGUUCUUACAAAUACAAAGUUUAUGUAAUAUAAACAUGAAAUGUUAUGACUUCUCCCUUGAAUCUGUAUACUGGUAGUCAAAAA